Molecule: messenger RNA, 3322 nt
Organism: Cajanus cajan (pigeon pea)
Lineage: Eukaryota; Viridiplantae; Streptophyta; Magnoliopsida; Fabales; Fabaceae
Product: beta-galactosidase 8
Biological process (GO): carbohydrate metabolic process
Molecular function (GO): carbohydrate binding; hydrolase activity, hydrolyzing O-glycosyl compounds
Source: RefSeq, a predicted model, not a curated record
CAAAUGCCACAUUGAAAAACACUCCAUUUUCCUCUAUGUUCCAUUGACACGCAGAGCAACACCACCGACAACCUUUUCCUACAUUAACACAUACCUGACACUUGGCGUGUCCUUUUCUCACUGCACAAUAAAUAAUUAAUAAUAAAUAAUAAAUAGAUAUUACAUUUGCUGCUAAGCUCCACUCUUCACUCUACUUCUCUCCCUUUUGAUUCCCUUCCCUCUCUCCAAGUUUUACCACCUGUUUCUGCGAUGGCAUUUCAACACAAGUAACACGUAAAAGCACUGCAGAUUGCUUUGCAUUGUGUUUGUUAACAAGGCAACCCCAUUUUUUGUUGCCAUUUUGGUUCACAAAAAGUCUCUUCCUUUCCUUCUGGGUUUGCUUCCUUCUCUCUGUUCUGGCAAUAAAGAAAAAAUGAGAGCGACACAGAUUGUGUUGGUUCUGUUUUGGUUCCUCUGCAUUCACACUCCCACGUUAUUUUGCGCCAAUGUGGAGUAUGAUCACAGAGCAUUGGUCAUCGAUGGCAAGCGCAGGGUCUUGAUCUCUGGUUCCAUUCAUUACCCUCGUAGUACUCCAGAGAUGUGGCCAGACCUUAUUCAGAAAUCCAAAGAUGGAGGAUUAGAUGUGAUUGAAACUUAUGUUUUCUGGAACUUGCACGAACCAGUUCGAGGCCAGUAUGAUUUUGAUGGGAGGAAGGAUUUGGUGAAAUUUGUGAAGACAGUGGCUGCGGCGGGUUUAUAUGUGCAUCUUCGGAUUGGACCAUACGUGUGUGCUGAAUGGAACUAUGGUGGUUUCCCUCUUUGGCUGCACUUCAUUCCGGGAAUUAAGUUCCGAACUGACAAUGAACCCUUCAAGGCAGAAAUGAAGCGGUUCACUGCCAAAAUUGUGGAUAUGAUCAAGCAAGAGAAACUAUAUGCCUCACAGGGAGGACCUGUUAUUUUAUCUCAGAUUGAAAAUGAGUAUGGAAACAUUGAUUCGGCUUAUGGUGCUGCGGCUAAAUCCUACAUCAAGUGGGCAGCAACUAUGGCUACAUCUCUUGAUACAGGGGUUCCCUGGGUCAUGUGUCAGCAAUCUGAUGCUCCUGAUCCAAUUAUUAAUACAUGCAAUGGAUUUUACUGCGAUCAAUUUACACCAAACUCCAACACAAAACCAAAAAUGUGGACUGAGAAUUGGAGUGGAUGGUUUCUUUCAUUUGGUGGUGCUGUUCCUUACAGACCUGUGGAAGAUCUUGCAUUUGCUGUGGCACGCUUUUUCCAGCGAGGAGGAACAUUUCAAAAUUAUUAUAUGUACCAUGGAGGCACUAACUUUGACCGAACUUCUGGUGGACCUUUCAUUGCUACAAGUUAUGAUUAUGAUGCACCAAUUGAUGAGUAUGGGCUUAUUAGACAGCCUAAGUGGGGCCACCUUAAAGAAGUUCAUAAAGCCAUAAAGCUUUGUGAGGAAGCAUUGAUAGCUACUGAUCCAACAAUUACAUCCCUUGGUCCAAACCUAGAGGCUGCAGUUUACAAGACAGGAUCUGUAUGUGCGGCCUUCCUUGCUAAUGUAGGCACCACUUCUGAUGUAACAGUAAAUUUCAGUGGCAAUUCAUAUCACUUGCCUGCAUGGUCUGUGAGCAUCUUACCAGACUGCAAGAAUGUAGUGCUUAAUACUGCAAAGAUUAAUUCUGCAUCUGCAAUUUCAAGCUUCAUAGCUGAAUCUUCAAAAGAAGAUAUUGGUUCUUUAGAAGCUUCUAGUACAGGAUGGAGUUGGAUAAGUGAACCAGUGGGCAUUUCGAAGGACAAUUCAUUCUCACAAACUGGAUUACUGGAGCAAAUAAAUACAACAGCUGAUAAAAGUGAUUACUUGUGGUACUCAAUAAGCCUUGAUUAUAAGGGUGAUGCCAGUUCUCAAACUGUCCUUCAUAUUGAAUCACUUGGUCAUGCCCUUCAUGCUUUCAUCAACGGGAAGCUCGCAGGUAGUCAAGCAGGCAACAGUGGCAAAUCUAAGUUUACUGUGGACAUCCCUGUCACACUAGUGGCUGGAAAGAACACAAUUGAUCUAUUGAGUUUAACCGUGGGCCUUCAGAACUAUGGAGCAUUUUUUGACACAUGGGGUGCUGGGAUCACUGGUCCAGUGAUAUUGAAAGGUUCGACAAAUGGCAACACUAUUGAUCUCUCCUCCCAGAAGUGGACAUAUCAGGUUGGCCUCAAAGGUGAAGACUUAGGUCUGUCUAGUGGUAGUUCUGUACAAUGGUCACAAUCACCCUUCCCUAAGAAUCAACCAUUGACUUGGUACAAGACAAACUUUGCUGCUCCAUCCGGCAAUAAUCCAGUUGCAAUUGACUUCACUGGAAUGGGAAAAGGUGAGGCUUGGGUGAACGGGCAAAGCAUUGGGCGAUACUGGCCUACAUAUGUCUCUCCAAAUGCUGGUUGCACAGACUCAUGCAAUUAUAGAGGACCUUAUAGUGCAUCCAAAUGUCGCAAGAAUUGUGGAAAACCAUCACAGGCACUAUACCAUGUACCGCGAUCUUGGUUGAAACCAAGUGGCAACACUCUUGUAUUGUUUGAGGAAAGUGGAGGUGAUCCAACACAAAUAUCUUUUGUCACAAAACAGACAGAAAGCUUGUGUGCACAUGUAUCAGAUUCUCAUCCACCACCUGUAGACUUGUGGAACUCAGAUACAGAAUCAGGAAGAAAAGUAGGUCCUGUACUAUCACUCACUUGCCCUCAUCAUAGCCAGGUCAUCUCUUCCAUUAAAUUUGCAAGCUAUGGAACACCCCUUGGGACCUGCGGAAACUUCCACCAUGGACGCUGUAGCAGCAACAAGGCUCUGUCUAUCGUGCAGAAGGCAUGCAUUGGAUCUAGCAGUUGUAGUGUUGGAAUCUCAAUUGACACAUUUGGAGACCCUUGUAGAGGCGUGGCUAAGAGUUUAGCUGUUGAAGCUGCUUGUGCAUAGAGACAUGUUGCAACAAGAACACUUCCGAAUUGUCUUUUAGACUCUUGGCUGAAGAUGCUUCCUAUUAAGCCAAGGUAGAUUUGUAUUUUAGGUACAUCCAAGAAAAAAUAGUCAACUAAAACAGUGUAGUCGCACAUGCAAUAAAAGAGAAAAGUCUCUUAGCUGAUGCAAGAUAUGUGAUAAAUGGUAUUUUUAUUUUUGUUUCUACCAAAAUAGAUGGCUGGUUUCCCAACUUGCUGGACAAUUUGUUCUCAUGAUUGGUGAUACUGUAAGGAAACUAGACAGUAAGAAGUUGGAAAUUAAGAGUAAGGAUUUUUCCGCACGAGAAAUGUUGGAUGGACAUAAUUUUACUGUAUUGGAAAAGAAUGUAUGGAGCAUUUGAUUUUGCAA